This is a messenger RNA of Acanthamoeba castellanii str. Neff, 984 nucleotides long. RefSeq names its product elongation factor 1alpha, somatic form, putative. NCBI's taxonomy places the organism in Eukaryota, Discosea, Longamoebia, Acanthamoebidae. The record is from RefSeq and is a predicted model, not a curated record. The annotation marks the transcript as partial. Gene Ontology annotation, biological process: translational elongation; translation. Gene Ontology annotation, molecular function: translation elongation factor activity; GTP binding; GTPase activity. The transcript has a single exon.
GGUGAGUUCGAGGCCGGUAUCUCGAAGAACGGUCAGACCCGUGAGCACGCCCUGCUCGCCUUCACCCUCGGUGUCAAGCAGAUGAUCGUGGUCUGCAACAAGAUGGACAACGUCAACUGGGCCGAGAACCGUUACAACGAGAUCCAGCGUGAGGUGUCGGGCUACCUGAAGAAGGUCGGCUACAACCCCAAGAACAUCCCGUUCGUCCCGAUCUCCGGCUUCCACGGUGACAACAUGGUGGACCGCACCGACAAGAUGCCGUGGUACAAGGGUCCCACGCUCCUCGAGGCCCUCGACGACAUCAAGCCCCCCAAGCGCCCCAUGGACAAGCCCCUCCGCGUGCCCCUCCAGGACGUCUACAAGAUCGGCGGUAUCGGUACCGUGCCCGUCGGCCGUGUCGAGACUGGCGUGCUCAAGCCCGGCAUGGUGGUGACCUUCGCCCCCGUGAACGUGACCACUGAGGUCAAGUCCGUCGAGAUGCACCACGAGGCCCUCCCCGAGGCCGUGCCCGGUGACAACGUCGGCUUCAACGUCAAGAACGUCUCCAUCAAGGACAUCCGUCGCGGUAACGUCGCCGGUGACUCCAAGAAGGACCCGCCCCAGGAGACUGAGGACUUCACCGCCCAGGUCAUCAUCCUCAACCACCCUGGUCAGAUCCACGCUGGCUAUGCCCCCGUGCUCGAUUGCCACACCGCCCACAUUGCCUGCAAGUUCAAGGAGCUCCUCGAGAAGGUCGACCGUCGUUCGGGUAAGAAGAUGGAGGACAACCCCAAGGCCGUCAAGUCUGGCGACGCCGCCAUGGUGCUCCUCAUCCCCUCGAAGCCCCUCUGCGUCGAGACCUUCACCGACUACCCGCCCCUCGGCCGCUUCGCCGUCCGUGACAUGAGGCAGACCGUCGCCGUCGGCGUCAUCAAGGCCGUCACCCGCAAGGACCCCAAGGCCGGUAAGGUUACCGCCUCGGCCAAGAAGGCCGGCAAGAAGUAA